Molecule: messenger RNA, 3451 nt
Organism: Salvelinus fontinalis (brook trout)
Lineage: Eukaryota; Metazoa; Chordata; Actinopteri; Salmoniformes; Salmonidae
Product: cyclin-dependent kinase 8-like
Exons: 13
Coding region: 316-1713 (465 amino acids)
Biological process (GO): protein phosphorylation
Cellular component (GO): nucleus; mediator complex
Molecular function (GO): RNA polymerase II CTD heptapeptide repeat kinase activity; cyclin-dependent protein serine/threonine kinase activity; ATP binding
Source: RefSeq, a predicted model, not a curated record
AGUCUACAUAACGACAUUUUACGACAAAGCCGUGCAUGGAAUUUCUGUUCUCCCCAGUGAGAUACCGGUUGGAGAAACGCAGUAGCAAGAGAGUACAGAGAAGGGUUAGCAAUCGUUCCCAUACCUGGCCCCGAUAAGAAUCCUGCAUCUUCUCUGGUACACAUACACCGAGCGGUUAGAUGUGGAAACAGGGCUGAGGAGAGAGCGACGCGAGGGAAGGCAACUAAAAAUUCUAACCCGGGUUGUGAAGUAAGUUGCCUUCUAAGCGGCGCUUUAAAAGGAAGCAGAAGAUAAUUGACCAAAACAACAGAGAAGAUGGACUAUGAUUUCAAAGUGAUGCUGACCGGGGAGAGAGAACGUGUAGAGGACCUGUUUGAAUAUGAGGGAUGCAAAGUGGGAAGAGGCACCUACGGCCAUGUAUAUAAAGCAAAGCGAAAAGAUGGGAAGGAUGAUAAGGACUACGCCCUCAAGCAGAUUGAAGGCACUGGCAUCUCCAUGUCUGCCUGCAGAGAGAUUGCACUACUGCGGGAGCUGAAGCAUCCUAAUGUUAUCUCACUGCAGAAGGUGUUCCUGUCACACGCAGACCGCAAAGUCUGGCUGCUCUUCGACUACGCCGAGCAUGACCUCUGGCACAUCAUAAAGUUCCACAGAGCGUCCAAGGCCAAUAAGAAGCCCCUGCAGCUGCCCAGGGGAAUGGUCAAGUCCCUGCUCUACCAGAUCCUGGACGGCAUCCAUUACCUUCACGCCAACUGGGUCCUACACAGAGACCUGAAACCUGCCAACAUCCUAGUGAUGGGGGAGGGGCCAGAGAGGGGUCGAGUAAAGAUCGCGGACAUGGGCUUUGCCCGCCUCUUUAACUCACCACUGAAGCCGUUAGCAGAUCUGGACCCUGUGGUGGUCACCUUCUGGUACAGGGCACCAGAGCUACUGCUAGGUGCCAGGCACUACACCAAAGCCAUCGACAUCUGGGCUAUUGGCUGCAUCUUUGCCGAGCUGUUGACAUCUGAGCCCAUCUUCCACUGUCGCCAAGAGGACAUCAAGACCAGUAACCCCUACCACCAUGACCAGCUGGACCGAAUCUUCAACGUCAUGGGCUUCCCCGCUGAGAAGGACUGGGAAGACAUCAAGAAGAUGCCCGAGCACUCCACUCUGAUGAAGGACUUCAGAAGGAACACGUAUACAAACUGCAGCUUAAUAAAAUACAUGGAGAAACACAAAGUGAAACCAGACAGCAAAGCAUUCCACUUGCUUCAGAAGCUGCUGACCAUGGACCCGAUCCGUAGGAUCACGUCUGAGCAGGCCAUGCAGGACCCUUACUUCCUGGAGGAACCUCUGCCCACCUCGGAUGUGUUUGCAGGCUGCCAGAUCCCCUACCCAAAGAGGGAGUUCCUGACAGAGGAGGAGCCAGAGGACAAGGCAGAGAAAGUCAGAAAUAAGAACCAGCAGCAGCAGGGGAACAACCACACCAAUGGGGCGGGACACACUGGUAACCCUGACAAUAGCCAUGCCCAGGGCCCGCCCCUAAAGAAGGUGCGAGUGAUCCCGCCCGUCACUACCUCAAGUGGCCUCAUGACUACAGACUACCAGCGCUCCAAUCCACAUGCUGCCUACCAGAACCCCGGACCAAGCACAUCACUGCCCCAAAGCAGCAUUGGAUACUCCUCUACCUCCCAGCAGCCCCCGCAGUACUCACACCAGACCCACCGCUACUGACCCCUGACCUUUACCCACCCCUCGCCAUGCCCGCUAGGGAGAAUGUACUAAGGGAAGUGGGUGUGUCCAUGGCAACAGCCCACCGGUCCACCCUCACUGCAGCAGUCCAUUAGCCCAGUAUGUUAAUACAAUAUACUCAUUCUAAAAGAACAUGACAUGAUGCAACAACAUCAGCCAUGACAGAAAAUGCCAUAACGCGACAACAUCAGCCAUGACAGAAAAUGACAUAACGCGACAACAUCAGCCAUGACAGAAAAUGCCAUAACGCGACAACAUUAGCCAUGACAGAAAAUGACAUAACGCGACAUCAGCCAUGACAGAAAAUGACAUAACGCGACAACAUCAGCCAUUACAUAACGCGACAUCAGCCAUGACAGAAAAUGCCAUAACGCGACAACAUCAGCCAUGACAGAAAAUGACAUAACGCGACAACAUCAGCCAUGACAUAACGCGACAACAUCAGCCAUGACAGAAAAUGCCAUAGCGCGACAUUAGCCAUGACAGAAAAUGACAUAACGCGACAACAUCAGCCAUGACAGAAAAUGACAUAACGCGACAACAUCAGCCAUGACAGAAAAUGACAUAACGCGACAACAUCAGCCAUGACAGAAAAUGACAUAACGCGACAACAUCAGCCAUGACAGAAAAUGACAUAACGCGACAACAUUAGCCAUGACAGAAAAUGACAUAACGCGACAACAUCAGCCAUGACAGAAAAUGACAUAACGCGACAACAUUAGCCAUGACAGAAAAUGCCAUAACGCGACAACAUCAGCCAUGACAGAAAAUGACAUAACGCGACAACAUCAGCCAUGACAUAACGCGACAACAUCAGCCAUGACAGAAAAUGACAUAACGCGACAACAUUAGCCAUGACAGAAAAUGCCAUAACGCGACAUCAGCCAUGACAGAAAAUGACAUAACGCGACAACAUCAGCCAUGACAGAAAAUGACUUCAAUUCAACCAUGAGCAACACAUGGAGACUAAACCAAGAGGAAGAUGGAGAAGGAAGAACAGAUGCUGUCAGUUUGUUGUUUCCCUCGUUCCUUCUUCUGUGGUUCAAGUUAUCGUCGCUGCAGGUUUGUGACCAUUACAAAGUUAACCUUCAGAACUGGUACUUAACUACAGCCAACAGACCAACAAACAGAAGGUGGACCCGGGGCUCCCCUCUUCCCUUACCCUCAUUUCCUUCUCUCCUUACCCCUCCACCAAAGCUCUCCCCCUUUCCAGCCGGAUUCCCCUCUUCCUGUUGAAGCUUCGAUGAGAUUAAAGCUGCUAUGUGACUGCCAGCAUUGACAGAAUAUAUGUCUUUCCUGUCUCUGUCCCUCUGUCUGUUUGUCUUCCCGUCUGUGUCUUUGUGUCUGUCCGCCCUUCCAUGGGCGUCUUCGUUGGGGACCGAAUUGAGCUGCUGACAGGAGCAUUCUGGGAGUUUGUGGGGCCCCGCCCACAGCUCUGGUUGAGGGCUUUAUUGAGAAACAACAAAAGGAAUAAAAAAUACGAUUUUAGUAGUUUAUAAUUUAAUCCGUUUUGUUUUCACACAAAAAAAAAGUGUUGAAGCAGCUUCUGUUGUGCUGAGAGAGAGCUGCCGUUUUUAUUGCUGUGGGCAAAGCCUUAUCUUCUUGAUGACAAACCAACACAUUGUGUGGAGGAUGGCAUAUGGAACAUGCAUUUUUACUGUAUUGAAAUAUUUUACAUGACGCAAGUAUCCUGACAAUAAAAGUGGUAAUGUUGACAUUG